UCGAAAUCGAGAUGGCGUCGAAUGUGCACGCAUUUUGACGUUUCCCAUAAACAAACGAAACUAGCAGAUAAGUUUAAAUAAUCGCGGGGCAUUUCGGCUCAAAUUAAGAGAAACCGAGCCGAGUUUGAAUAUUUUUCGGUGGCUGUGAUGGUUUUAAGUGAAAUUUGAGAUUUUUAAGUCUUCAACCGUCCAAAAGGAAAAUCAAAAGAAAUGAGUUAAAAAGUCGCACAAAAUCAAACCAAAAAGAAAAACCUUGAAAAAUGACUGUAUCUGGAAAGUUAUGCAGACGUAUGUCCCCGAAAGGCUUCGCCUUAACGGGAAUAGGCCUCACAGUCCUCCUGUGCAUUUAUUACACGAGUUACACGUCGGACGUGUCGAAGUUGCCUAACCAGAACGCCGAGAGGGGGGCGGACCCCAAGGCGCAGCGAUUGGUGGGGGCGAAGAGGAGAAUUUACCAGAAAAAGGACUACGAAGUGUGUCCGAAGCUGAACGCAGCUGAAACCGACGUCAAUACGGUGGAGGUGUUCAAAGACUUCGAGUUUCAGCCAGCUUGGAUGAAAAGCAAAGAAUAUUGGGACAAAACAUUCGAAGAUCGAUUUGAAAGGCAAAAAAUGGAUGCAGACAGGCCGCCAUUAAAGGUUAUUAUAGUUCCUCAUUCCCACAACGACCCGGGUUGGUUGAAAACUUUCGAGCAAUACUUCCAAUAUUCCUCGAAGCAGAUUAUGAACAACAUGGUGUCGAAGUUGCAGCAGUACAAAAACCUGACGUUCAUUUGGUCGGAGAUUUCGUUUCUGAACGCGUGGUGGGAGGAAGCCCACCCGAGCAAGCAGAGAGCCCUAAAAAAUUUGGUGCAUUCCGGGAGGUUGGAAAUCACCACCGGCGGUUGGGUGAUGACGGACGAGGCUAACGCUCAUCUGUAUGCCAUGGUGGACCAGCUAAUAGAAGGUCAUCAAUGGUUGUGGACGAAUCUAGGCGUCAAACCCAAAUCUGGGUGGUCCGUGGACCCAUUUGGUCACGGUAGUACAGUCCCGUACCUUCUAUCAGCGUCUGGUAUUAAGGGUACAGUGAUACAAAGAAUUCACUAUGCUUGGAAGCAAUGGUUGGCAUUUAAACAAUACGGCGACUUUAAGUGGGUGCCAAAUUGGUCUCUGAACGAUAAUUAUGGUAGUAUUUUGACCCACAAUCAACCAUUUGAUAUAUAUAGCAUAAAACAUAGCUGCGGGCCGCAUCCCUACAUUUGUUUGAAUUUCGACUUCAGAAAAGUGCAAGGGGAAUACACUGAGUAUUCUCUGAAAGCCCAGGCCAUUACAGAUAAAAAUAUCAAGGAGAAAUCUGAGUUGUUAUUGGAGCAGUAUGCAAGAACUGGAUCCUUGUUUCCGCAUAACGUUGUUUUGAUGCCUUUGGGGGAUGAUUUCCGUUACAACGUUGAAGAAGAGUGGGAUCAACAAUACGUCAACUAUGAGAAGUUGAUCAACUACAUCAAUAGCCACAAGGAUUUGUACAAGGCUGAGGUGUCAUUUGGAACUCCAGCGGACUAUUUCGACGAAAUAACUAAAAGAUACGACCAAUUUCCGACAAUCAGGGGGGAUUUUUUCGUGUACUCCGAUAUCUUUGCCGAAGGACGGCCUGCCUAUUGGUCCGGGUAUUUUACUACUAGACCGUUCAUGAAGCUGUUGGAUAGGGAGCUAGAAUACACCCUUAGAGGCGCUGAGGUGCUAUACACGGUAGCUCUGAACAACGCGAAGCAAAACAAGUUGCUGCCGCACUUAAAAAUUCUCGAGAGGGAUUUUGAAAAGUUGGUUCGCGCUAGGAGAAAUUUAGGGUUGUUUCAGCACCAUGAUGCUAUAACUGGGACGAGUAAAUCUUUCGUGAUGAGGGAUUACGGUUUGAAACUCUUUGAAGGUAUCAGAGACGCGGUUAGUAUACAACAAAACGCGCUGCAGAGUUUGGUGUUUCCACAUAUCAUCAUGAAACCGAACCAGAACUUGAUCCUCAGCGAUAUAGAGCGCGAAUCGUACGAAAAGUUGCCGAAGAAGUCCACAAUACAACUGGCAAGCACCACAAACAGUUUGAGAAAAGUUGUACUGUACAACAGUUUAUCCCAAAUGCAGGAACAAGUGGUGCAAGUGCGGGUGAAUACGAGCAAAGUAAGGGUGGUGGACAGCGAUGGGAACCCUGUGGUGUACCAAGUGAACCCCGUCUGGGAAUCACUUGAAAACAACAAUAAUUUCUGGAUUUCCGCCGAUGAGUUUGAGGUGGCGUUUCUGGCCAAAUUACAACCCCUAACUGUGACGAUUUACAGUAUAAUUUAUAGUGAAGGGGUGCAGGAAAAAAUGUCCACCAUUUACUGCAAUAAAUGCAAGAGAAAGACCGCUACAGUCGGGAGUAUACAGUCGAACUUCACCAUUAAAAGCAUCCCGCUGGGUGACGUUCAGCUAGAGAAUCACAAGUUCAAAUUGCUGUUCAACGGCAACACGGGCUUCAUGAAGACUAUAACGCGCAAGCACAGGCCGAAAAUAAUGCAGUGCGCGAUACAAUUCGCCGCGUACAGAUCCGCGCAGUUCCACUCGGGCGCCUAUUUGUUCAUGCCUGAUCCGAACGAGAAAGACUACGAAAAAGACGUUCUGGAGCAGUACAAAAAGCAGAUUUCGGUUAUUAUAACAACAGGGCCUCUCAGCAGCGAGUUGUCGAUCGUUUACGGCCCCUUCUUGGUGCACAGCGUUGCCAUUUACCACGUGGAAAACAGUAGUUUAAGCGACGCGAUUCAGAUUGAGAAUACCGUCGAUUUUGAGAACACGCCGAAAAACCGCGAGACCGAGUUGUUCAUGCGGAUAAUAUCCGACGUUCAGAACAACGAACCGCCGGAGUUCUACACGGAUUUGAACGGGUUCAGCACGCAGAAGCGCGUCAAAGUGGAGAGGAUCGGUUUGGAGGGAAACUACUUCCCCAUCACCACAAUGGCGUACAUACAGGACGAGAAUGUGAGGUUGAGUUUGCUGACCAAUCACGCGCAAGGCGCCGCGAGCUGGCAACCCGGCUAUUUGGAGGUUAUGUUGGACCGGAGGACUCUCUACGACGAUUCCAGAGGGAUGGGCGAGGGGCUGGUAGACAACAGAAAAACCGUGUCCAGAUACUUUUUGCUGAUAGAGGAUGUAACGCAAAUCGUAGAAAAAAAAACGCCUUUGACGAAACGCUUCGAUAACUCCGAUGAUACCUACGAGAAGGGGGAGGUUUUUCGGUCGUUCAACGUACCCACCGAAAAUUCUGAAACCGCCAAGUCGGAGUCGUACUCGCGGCCCUCUUUGUACAGCAACCACCUGUCGAAUCUUCUGAACCACCCGGCCGGUGUUUUCAUCGUAGACUCCGAAUACCACGACAACCUCAACGCGUCUUUUAAAAUUCUCAACAAGCCCCUCCCCUGCGACGUUCACUUGUUGACGCUGCGCACUCAGCCGGAUUCGGUGUACGCGCAGUACCCCUCGUCCAACGCCCUCAUGAUUUUCCACAGGCAAGGCUACGACUGCGGGGUGAGCGCGAACUUCACUUGUUCCUCGACGAAGUUCCUCGAAAACACCCACUUCGAUUUUGUCGCCGUCAAAGAGAUGGAGCUGAAGUCGCUGACGGGGGUCGACAGCGUUGCCGCUGUCAACAACAUUGCCGACUUGUAUUUGGAACCGAUGUCGUUGAAAACUUUAAAUGUGACUUUUGGUUGAUUGUGAUUCCUUUUUUAAAUUAGCGUGGACUCGAUAAAAUUAAUUAAUUAAAUUGUAGAUAUUUGUAUAUAGUCAGUAUUUAAGGUUUUAGAUAUUUAUAUGUAUAUGUGACGAUUUUAUUGCAAUUGUAAUGACAAAGGUGUAGAUUUUUUAUUUUUGAUUGUUUUAUACUUUUACAAGCACUGAUUUUAUGUUGAAGUAUGACUAUAAGAUGGACAAUUGUGAAAUUUUAUAAUUUAAUAUUCCAAUUUUUAUUUAUUAAU
Brassicogethes aeneus is the source of this 3976-nucleotide messenger RNA. Lineage: Eukaryota; Metazoa; Arthropoda; Insecta; Coleoptera; Nitidulidae. The record is from the annotation of a GenBank genome assembly.